AUGAAAGAGGUAUCGCUACUCUAUCUCCCAAUUAAAGACCUAAAUAAUCCUCUCCUUCUUGAGGAAAUCCGGGAAUGUACGACCUGUUUACGGAAAAGGGGGUUCUUCAUGGGGAUCCAAGGCUCCACAACUUUCUACGUGUUCAUCAGAGGAUCGUUGCUAUCGACUUUGAGCUUUCCGAGCCUCUUACCAGUAAAAUAA
Molecule: messenger RNA, 201 nt
Organism: Podospora pseudocomata
Lineage: Eukaryota; Fungi; Ascomycota; Sordariomycetes; Sordariales; Podosporaceae
Exons: 1
Coding region: 1-201 (66 amino acids)
Source: RefSeq, a predicted model, not a curated record